AUGGAUCCUUCUAAUAAAACAAUGGUUGAGAUCCCACAAGAAACGAAUUUCUGGAUAGUGUUUCUAUCAUAUUGUAUUUCUGUCUUGGGAAUGAUUACAACUUUGGAAUUACUAGGAAAACGAUCUUCACAAAGUGGUUCAAAGAAUUGGUUGCGACUAAUUGGCGCUGCGUUUAGUAAUGGUUUUGUUGGUAUAUGGGGAAUGCAUUUUAUUGGAAUGAGAGCAUGUGUACUAAGUGGUGGAAGACGAUUACGUUAUAAUCUUUGGUACACGCUUUUAUCAUUAUUCAUUCCUAUCGGGGUCUUAAGCCUCGCUUUCUAUUCUAUUGGUGCCCAACCACAAGUUGACUUGACACGAAUUUUAAUAGGAGGAACGCUGGCUGGUGCUA
This is a messenger RNA of Racocetra persica, 388 nucleotides long. Lineage: Eukaryota; Fungi; Glomeromycota; Glomeromycetes; Diversisporales; Gigasporaceae. The record is from the annotation of a GenBank genome assembly.